Molecule: messenger RNA, 1204 nt
Organism: Schistosoma bovis
Lineage: Eukaryota; Metazoa; Platyhelminthes; Trematoda; Strigeidida; Schistosomatidae
Source: the annotation of a GenBank genome assembly
AUGUUCCCGUACGAUAAACUUGAUGAAUACUUUUUCUACGAUACACCUACGGAUUUACUCGCCACAUGUGGGCAACUAAAUGUGAAUUCCAGUCAAGUCUAUAAAGUACAAUGUAUUGUUACGAAAGUUCUUGGGAUAUGGUCGGCAUAUUUGUUACCAAUUAUAUGUGGACUUGGUUUAAUUACACACUGUCUUGUUAUCACAAUUAUAUUUAAAUGUUUAAAAUGUACACCGCGCCAGUUAAUCUAUACUGGUUGUUUAAGUUGUUCCAAUAUAUUGACGAAUAUUUUAUUUGCUUGGUUAUGGUUAUUUCCCGCUAAAGGUUUACCAUAUAUAACCAACGGACAAAUUUAUUACUUCAUAUUUAAUACAUCAAGAAUUGCUUGUCGCCUAUGUCGUUUCACUUAUUCACUGAGUACAACAUUAACUAGUAAUUUAAUAUUAUGUUCAGCGAUUGAUCGUUGUUUGAGUAUAUAUUUCCCAGUGAAAUUAUUACAUUUAUCGAAUCGUCAUGCAUGGUAUAUAUGCUUAAUUGUUUUAAUCAUCAGUAGUAUUAUGAUGUCACCAUUUUUAAUUGUAAUUGAUUGGAUACAAGUUGGACAAUUUCAUAUUUGUUGGAUAGAGGAAUCGUUAUUUCAUUUACAAAUUUAUCAUACAUUAUUCGCUAAUUUAGGCUUAGUACAAAGCAUUUUAAUUGUUAUAGUAAAUAUUGCUUUUAUCACACGUCUUAUCAUACAGACUAGACGAACACGUCAUACUAUGGCACAUAACAAGAAAGAAUUAAAACAUAUCUCUAUUUCUAUUAUUCUCUUAGCAUUUUCAAUGUCAUAUGUAUUGACUGCACUACCUCAAACUACAGUUUAUUUAUUAGCGUUUCUAUGGUCAUAUACAAAUGAGGUGAUUGAUGAAGUAUAUGAAGUAUGGAUAAGACUUAUGUAUAAUUUAGCCGAUAUUGGUUGGAAUCUUCAUUUUACACGAGAAUUAAUUGAUUUAAUUAUGUAUUUUAUAUAUUUGAAACCAUUACGUCGAAUAUUAUUGUAUAAGAUUAGAAAAAUCAUCAAUAUAGCUCAUUCAUCGAAUCCGAACACGUCAGAUCAUGCAUCAUUAAAAUAAUAUACAUAAAGGGAAAUCACUGAUUAAAACAGAACAAUGUAUAAUGCGUUGGUAAAAGUUAGACGGUUUUAAUUCAAACGAUUAUUCUUAU